UUUCAGCCAAUCGGUUUAGCGAUAUGGCGGUUUGAAAAUGUUUUAGGAAGUGGCUUUGUCGCGUAGGUAAACAAACGUAGCUUAGCAAGCUAAGCCUUGUUGCAGUGGUUGAGAUAUUGUACAGUUGUACAAUGUGUUUUUCUGCCUUUUAGAUCGUGAACGGCUCGAUAUCCUCAAAACAGGACCCGGCGUUUUCAAGGAGCAUUACACGAGGAGUCCUCAAACUGCUGCAAUGUCUACUUCAAAUUUCAAGAAUAAAUGUGUGACACAAGUCAACUGUAUAUACUGUGACAGUCUGCUGUGUAUGAGAGGGAUGAAAGCUGUGCUGCUAGCCGAUACGGAAAUCGAGUUGUUCUCAACCGACAUACCACCAAACAGGACUGUUGAUUUUGUAGCAAGCUGCUAUUCCACUGACAGCUGCAAAUGCAAGUUGAGAGACAUUGCUUGUUUGAAAUGUGGAAAUGUUGUGGGAUAUCACGUGGUGGCCCCAUGCAAACCCUGCUUGCUGUCCUGCAACAAUGGUCACUUUUGGAUGUUCAACAGUGAGGCUGUGUCCACCAUCAAUAGACUGGAUGCAACAGGACAGAACCUGCUGCUGUGGGGAGAUCUACCAGAACUGGAGGGCAGUGAUGAUGAUGAUGAGAGUCUGGACAGCUUUUCGGAAGAAGAGUACCUUAGAUAGAAACAGAAAUGGUGAAAGGACUUUGAAUUUGACAGUAGUGAAGUAGUAGGCUUUCCCCUGCACAGAUCUCCAUUUAAAGCACAUUGUCCAGUUUUAGCUGACUUGCCCCCUUAAUUUGCAGAUUUCCCAAUAUUUUGUGUUUGAUAUUUCCUUCAGCACCCUCUCAGAUUAUUUUGUUUGACAGAGUGGAACUACCAAAGAAGUAAGGUUUCAGUUUCUGGUUGCAGUAGCACAUUGACAUUAAUUUUUAACAUUAUGAUGUUAUAUGCGUGAUGUCCUUACAGCCUUUAACAAACUGUAGAUUGCGAUUGUAAAGGCGGUAUUACAUAAGUUUAAUGUGCUGAUCCAGGUUGUUUGCUCUGGUACAAAUGCAUUUUGGGAGUCAUCCAAGUAUAGUAUAGUAUAAAUAGAUAGAUAAAAUAAUUGGCAAAUUGGAUGCUGGAUUCACAAGUUAAACCUUGUGUUUGUAAAAGUCUAGACAGUGUUGUAGGAAGAAAUCCCUUUUACCAUGUUUUAAUGGUUUCUAAAUAUUUUGUUAAUUUAAAUUGAAUGCUACUGACUAUACUCUUAAAGGUGCAAUGUGUCACUUUUAGAAGGAUCUCUUGAUGGAAAUGCAAUAUAAUAUACAUAACUAUAUUAUCAGUGGUGUAUAAAGACCUUACAUAAUGAACUGUAUUGUUUUUAUUACCUUAGAAUGAGCCGUUUUUAUCUACAUACACCCCGGGUCUGCUUACAUGGAAGUCACCGUCAUGUUUCUACAGUAGCCCUAAACGGACAAACUGUUCUACAGAGCGCGUUUUUUGUCCCGAUGAUGACAUGUUUGCCUGUGGCAGCUACCGUAGCUUCUCUAUGUGUUUCGAAAUUGAGGCUGGUUGCAAUUAGCAAUCCCUAGCUAGAUGCCGCUAAAACCCCCAUACUGUACCUUUAAGAUGAAUAUCAAUCUGCAUAAUGUUGAAGUGAUACAUAAUAGUACUUUUAUUCUGAACAGGACAUAUUCAUGCAUAGUUCUAUAAUUAUAUGAAGUCCUAUAACUUAAUAUAUUAAGAUUUUAUUCCUUACACAGCUUUGAUGUGAAGUGGCACAAAAUCACAUGGCAGCUCUGAGUAGUUAGAUCUCAGCCAAAUACCAUUUCAUGGGAUUUCAACUUAAUUUUUUUAGUUUUUAUGACAUACUGUGGUACUUUGCUUUGCUUGCUCUUUUCAUUUGUGUAUUUGUUUUUUAAGAGCAUCUCAGUUUUCAAACUAUAUUUUACUUUUUGUCAUAAGGUAAAAGAAAGAAUCUGCUCUUAAUAACUGUGGACAUUUCUGCAUGACACUGUGUGAUAUACUUGGCAUAGUAUGUUUCAGCUUUCUAAUUUUGCUUCUUUUUAUGAAAUUCGAUAUAAUUACAAAGACGCAAAGUCAGUAGCAGUUUUUCACUUCCCUGUUAACCAUUUCACUGUGUAAUUAUACAGCAUUUCAUAUUUAAAUGUCUUAAAAUAGUACGAUUAUGAUGCCUCACUGUAAAUGUGUACCAUAUUUUCCAUGAUAUUGUAUUGGAGGUUUUGCAUUGUCAGUAAAAACAAUAGCAGAAAGAAUGCGCAAACAUUAUUGUGAUAGCUUUCAAGUGUAGCAUUUUUUAGGGUCUGGCUUUUUUAGGUUUUGAAGCAAUCUUAAGUAUGCAUAUAUGACCAAAAUGAUACAAGAAAAUGAUGAAAUGUGUUUAAAUAUUUAACUUAUUAAUGGAGAAUUUAUUUGAUUUCGGUUAUCUAUGUUUUGAAUGUAUUUAUUAACAGACAUGAUACUGUAUUUAUACUGACAUGAUUUCAUUUGCAUCAUGUGAGGAUGAGGCAAAACGAUUUAACUUUUGAUCUGCACUGACAAAAGUUGUUGGUUUAAAUUUUUGGUUGUUUUGUAUGCUGAAUGUCUUGAUAUUAAACUUUUUAUUGUGGA
Messenger RNA from Misgurnus anguillicaudatus (oriental weatherfish), 2613 nucleotides. RefSeq names its product protein FAM72A. The record is from RefSeq and is a predicted model, not a curated record. Gene Ontology annotation, cellular component: cytosol. NCBI's taxonomy places the organism in Eukaryota, Metazoa, Chordata, Actinopteri, Cypriniformes, Cobitidae.